This is a messenger RNA of Thrips palmi, 1599 nucleotides long. Its product is annotated as collagen alpha-6(IV) chain-like. The coding region runs from base 235 to 1443 and encodes 402 amino acids. NCBI's taxonomy places the organism in Eukaryota, Metazoa, Arthropoda, Insecta, Thysanoptera, Thripidae. The record is from RefSeq and is a predicted model, not a curated record. The transcript is spliced from 4 exons.
CGCACUACGCAGUUCAAAGACUUGAGUAGGUAAAUAAAUCCGCGUCUCUGACGUUCUCUAUACGUGUUUUCGUGAGGCAGUCUCCGCGCGUCGAAAGCGGCCACUUGUGCAAACUGAGCACGGAAGGGGCGGAUUUAAGGCAGACGUAGUCCCAAAAUAGGCAAUCUGUAUAUAAAGGGCCAGCGAAUCACCAAAUGACAAGACUUACCUGCCAGUAGUCAACCGAGAUCCACCAUGGCCAAGUUCCUGUGCUGCAUUCUGGCCCUCUGCGCCGUGGCUUCUGCCAGCCCGAUCCUGUCCGGCAACCAAGGACUUUCGGGUCUGAACAGUCUGCAGGGGCUUCCGGGUCUGAGCAACCUGCAGGGACUUCCGGGUCUCAGCAGCCUCCAGGGACUUCCGGGUCUGAGCGGUGUCCAGGACAUCUCCAGCCUGACCAGCCUUCCCGCCCAGCUGGCCUCCUCUGGCAUCAACGCCGCCUCCUCUCUGCCCGCCGCUGCGUCGUCCAUUCUGAGCAGGCCGGCCCGCUCCGCCGAGGCUUCUCCCAGCCCCCUCCUGUCCGGCAUCCAGGGACUUUCGGGUCUGAGCAACCUUCAGGGACUUCCUGGUCUGAGCAACCUCCAGGGACUUCCUGGUCUGAGCAACCUUCAGGGACUUCCUGGUCUGAGCAACCUUCAGGGACUUCCUGGUCUGAGCAACCUUCAGGGACUUCCUGGUCUGAGCAACCUGCAGGGUCUUCCGGGCCUUAACGGCAUCCAGGACAUCUCCAGCCUGGCCUCCCUUCCCACCCAGCUGGCUUCCUCGGGCAUCAACGCCGCCUCCUCUCUGCCCGCCGCUGCGUCGUCCGUCCUUAACAGGCAGACCCGCUCCGCCGAGGCUUCUCCCAGCCCGCUCCUGUCCGGCAUCCAGGGACUUUCGGGUCUGAGCAACCUUCAGGGCCUUCCUGGCCUGAGCAACCUUCAGGGCCUUCCCGGUCUGAACAACCUUCAGGGCCUUCCUGGUCUGAGCAACCUUCAGAGCCUUCCUGGUCUGAGCAACCUUCAGGGACUUCCCGGUCUUAGCGGUGUCCAGAACAUCGCCAGCCUUCCCGCCCAGCUGGCCUCCUCAGCCGCCAACGCCGCCCAGGGUGCCGCCUCCACCGGCCUGAACUUGGCCUCCUCUCUGCCCGCCGCUGCUACGUCCGUCCUGAACAGGCAGGCCCGCGACGUGACCAACGCCGCCGAGGCUGCGGCCGCCACCGGCCUGAAGGCCAUCCAGGGGGCCUCCGACCUCGCUCAGGGCUUCGCCGGCCUCGGCGCCGGUUUGGCCCAGACCGCCGUGGGCACCGCCCAGAACCUCGCCAACCGCGGCAUCGCUGCGGGACUCGGCGCUGCCAACUCCGCCACCAACUUGGGUCUCGGUCUCGGCCGUGCCCUCCCCACCGGAGCUCUCCCCUCCCUGGGCUAAGUCUUGACGGCAAAACAGUGAGAUGCUCACCCUGCUCUUAGAGCUCAUGCCAAAGAUUUUGCGCUCAUGCUUGCAGCAGGAGGAGCUGCAUUAUUGUUUGCUGUUCCUUUUACCGACGAUAUUUCAAAGAUUAAUAAAUUAAAGUCUUAAAAUGCA